Molecule: messenger RNA, 2028 nt
Organism: Diaporthe amygdali
Lineage: Eukaryota; Fungi; Ascomycota; Sordariomycetes; Diaporthales; Diaporthaceae
Product: VHS domain-containing protein
Exons: 3
Coding region: 1-2028 (675 amino acids)
Biological process (GO): Golgi to vacuole transport; protein transport to vacuole involved in ubiquitin-dependent protein catabolic process via the multivesicular body sorting pathway; Golgi to endosome transport
Cellular component (GO): trans-Golgi network
Molecular function (GO): phosphatidylinositol binding; ubiquitin binding
Source: RefSeq, a predicted model, not a curated record
AUGGAGGCGGCGAGCGCCAGGGCCGCCGCGCGAGACCAGUGGGGGGGAUACGGCGGCCAUGCUCCCUCACAGCUCCAGCGCUUCAUCCAGGCUGCCUGCAGCCCCGAGAACUACGAGCCCAACCUCGCCCUGAACCUCGAGAUCUCCGACCUGAUCAACUCAAAGAAGGGCACUGCCCCCCGCGAGGCUGCCGUCGCCAUCGUCAACUACAUCAACCACCGCAACCCCAAUGUCUCCCUGCUGGCCCUCAACCUGCUCGACAUCUGCGUCAAGAACUGCGGCUACCCCUUCCACCUCCAGAUCGGCACAAAGGAGUUCCUCAACGAGCUCGUCCGCAGGUUCCCCGAGCGCCCGCCCAUGCGCUACAGCAGGGUGCAGAUGAAGAUCCUCGAGGCCAUCGAAGAAUGGCGCAGCACCAUCUGCGAGACCAGCCGCUAUAAGGAGGAUAUGGGCUUCAUCAGGGACAUGCACAGGCUGCUGAGUUACAAGGGCUACACGUUUCCCGAGGUCAGGAGAGACGAUGCUGCCGUGCUUAAUCCGAGCGAUAACCUCAAGUCGGCCGAGGAGAUGGAGGAAGAGGAGCGUGAGGCCCAAUCUGCCAAACUACAGGAGCUCAUCCGACGAGGCGCUCCCGAGGACCUACAGGAAGCAAAUCGACUUAUGAAGAUCAUGGCUGGCUACGACACAAGGUCCAAGGUUGACUACCGCGCAAAGGCCGCCGAAGACGUCUCGAAGAUCCAGGCCAAAGCAAAACUUCUCGAGGAAAGGCUAGAAGGCUUCAAAGCAGGUGACAGCAUGACAGACGGCGACGUUUUUGAAGAGCUGGCGUCUUCUCUUCAGAGCGCACAGCCCAAGAUCCAAAAGAUGUGCGAGGAGGAGUCCGACGACCACGAGGCUGUCGCAAGGCUGCUCGAGAUCAAUGACAGCAUACACCGGACUGUGGAGAGGUACAAGCUGAUGAAGAAGGGCGACCUCGAGGGGGCGUCCAAGAUCGCGCGCGGGGAGCAUGUCGCCUCACAAGCGGCCGUCAAGAGUGCAGCCCAGGAGCUCAACCUUAUUGAUUUCGACGGCGAAGCAGAGGCCAACGGGCCCUCGGGUAAUGGAUCUGCGGGCCCGAGUGCAGGCAGCCAGUCCCAGCCCGGCGGUCUUGAGGAUGAUUUGUUAGGGCUGUCUCUUGGUGACGAUGCCGGCACUUUUGGCCAGACUGGAGGAAUAUCGCUAGGGUUCGGGCACAACGGCAGUAAGUCAACGGUCAACGCGCACACAGGCAUUCGCUCACCGAGAUCAACAGAUGUCCCGGGGCCAUCAUUGCUCUCUUCGAUGACACACAACAGCACUGCCCAAGGUUCAGGGAUGACCACGUCUACACCUGACCCGUUUUCAUCAUUCAAUGCCUUCAACUCAGCGCCGUCGACAUCAAAGAAUAACACCCCACAGCCCCCCAAUUACCAACAAUCAGCGUUCGCUGUCCCAGCGCAGGCCGCAGACCCUUUUGCCGCUCUUGCCUCCCCGAAAUUCGCCACUGGUCUCUCCAACAUUUCGAAACCGGCCACUCCGGCCCAAACUUCGGCUGCAGCGCCAGCAGCACCAGCAACGCAGGCCAACGAUGACGACGAAUGGAAUUUCGCGUCUGCCUUGCCUACAGAUACUCCGGCGCUGCCCAAAGAACACAGAGCUGUGGUCAACAACACCAGUUUGAAGAUCGAUAUGCUCGCAAAUCGGACAACGGGCACCUCCAACAGCAUCAACCUCUCAUUUGCUUUCAGCAAUAACACAGCGCAGCCGAUUUCAGAAGUACACUUCCAGCUGGCGGUGACAAAAGGAUAUGAAUCCCAACUCAAGCCCCAGACAGGGCGGUCGUUGGAGCCAAAACAAAGCCGCGGGAUAACGCAGGCCAUCGAGGUCUGGCACGCAGGGGACAGGAGCAAGAAGGUCGAGUCCAUCAAGCUAAGGUGGAGAGUGGCGUAUAAGGUUGGAGCAGAGCUGAAGACGGAGAUGGGAGAGAUAGCAGACUUCGGUCUGGCAUGA